AUGGGUGUUCAAGAUGUUCUUUCUCGUAAAACUGGUGUCAUUGUAGGCGAUGAUGUCCGCCGUCUCUUUGACUACGCACAGGAGAAAGGCUUCGCUAUCCCCGCUAUCAACGUCACUUCGUCGUCCACUGUGGUUGCUGCUCUCGAGGCUGCUCGUGACAGCAAGGCUCCUAUUAUCCUCCAGGUUUCCCAGGGUGGUGCUGCCUUCUUCGCUGGUAAGGGUGUUGACAACAAAAACCAGGAGGCUUCCAUCGCUGGUGCCAUUGCCUUUGCUCACUAUGCUCGCAGCUUGGCUCCUAGCUACAACAUCCCCGUUGUUCUCCACAGUGACCACUGCGCCAAGAAACUGCUUCCUUGGCUCGACGGUAUGCUUGACGCCGACGAGGCCUACUACAAGAUCCAUGGCGAGCCUCUGUUCUCCUCCCACAUGAUUGACCUUUCUGAGGAGGACCACGCCGACAACAUUGCUGAGACCAAGCGCUACUUCCAGCGCGCCGCUAAGAUGAACCAGUGGCUCGAGAUGGAGAUUGGUAUCACCGGUGGUGAGGAGGAUGGUGUUGACAACACCGGUGUUGACUCUUCUCGUCUUUACACUCAGCCCGAGGAGGUGUUUGCUGUCUACGAGGCGUUGGCUCCCAUCUCUCCCAACUUCUCCAUUGCCGCCGCAUUCGGUAAUGUCCACGGUGUCUACAAGCCCGGCAAUGUCCGUCUCCACCCCGAGUUGCUUGGCAAGCACCAGGUUUACGCCAAGGAGCAGACCAAGAGCAGCAAGAAGCACCCUCUAUACUUGGUCUUCCAUGGUGGCUCCGGCUCUGAGCAGUCUGACUUCGAUACCGCUAUCAAGAACGGUGUUGUUAAGGUCAAUGUCGACACUGACUGCCAGUACGCAUACUUGACCGGUAUCCGUGACUACAUUCUCAACAAGAAGGACUACCUCAUGUCUUCUGUUGGUAACCCCGACGGCGAGGACAAGCCCAACAAGAAGUACUUCGACCCCCGUGUCUGGGUCCGUGAGGGUGAGAAGACCAUGUCUGCCAAGAUCACCACCAACCUCAAGAUUUUCCACAAUGUUAACACUUUGUAA
Messenger RNA from Wickerhamiella sorbophila, 1083 nucleotides. RefSeq names its product Fructose-bisphosphate aldolase 1. The coding region runs from base 1 to 1083 and encodes 360 amino acids. Lineage: Eukaryota; Fungi; Ascomycota; Dipodascomycetes; Dipodascales; Trichomonascaceae. Gene Ontology annotation, cellular component: cytosol. Gene Ontology annotation, molecular function: zinc ion binding; fructose-bisphosphate aldolase activity. The transcript has a single exon. The record is from RefSeq and is a predicted model, not a curated record. Gene Ontology annotation, biological process: glycolytic process; gluconeogenesis.